Sebastes umbrosus (honeycomb rockfish) is the source of this 2609-nucleotide messenger RNA. It is a transcript of the gene serinc4, whose product is annotated as serine incorporator 4. The transcript is spliced from 11 exons. NCBI's taxonomy places the organism in Eukaryota, Metazoa, Chordata, Actinopteri, Perciformes, Sebastidae. The record is from RefSeq and is a predicted model, not a curated record. Gene Ontology annotation, cellular component: membrane. The coding region runs from base 1 to 1551 and encodes 516 amino acids.
AUGGCCAAAUGUAGAGUCGUCGCGGCCGAUGAGAAGCAGUUUAUAGGCACAAUGUCGGCCUCUCAGGGGAUGAACCGCAGCGGCGCCUACAACUACUUCCUCAACAUGGUGGCCUAUCAGAUAUGCUGUUGCUGCGGACCGGCUCCCUGCUCGCUCUGCUGUGCCUUCUGUCCUCCGGUCAGGUCCUCCACCAGCACGAGGGUCAUGUACACCCUCUUCCACAUCAUGAGCUGCGCCGUCUCCUGCCUCAUGCUGUCCCGCACCGUCUCCGAGCUCGUCAGGGAAAAUGUGCCUUUCUUCAACAUGGUGUGUGACCAGGCGCAUGGCGGGGGCCACUGUGAGAUGCUGGUGGGCUACUCGGCGGUCUACAGGGUCUGCUUUGGCACUUCUUGUUUCUACCUGAUGAUGGCGAUCUUCCUCAUAGACGUGAAGUCCAGUCAGGACUUCAGGGCGCUCAUACACAACGGCUUCUGGUUCCUGAAGUUCAUCACUCUGCUCGGGAUGUGCACCGCGGCCUUCUUCAUCCCAACAGAGUCCUUCCUGCACGCUUGGCAUUAUGUUGGUGUGGUGGGAGGAUUUGCCUUCAUCCUCAUUCAGCUCAUCCUCAUCACUGCUUUCGCACACACCUGGAACAAGAACUGGUUGACCGGAGCAGCAGAGAACAAGCGUUGGUAUCUGGCGGUGACGUGCGCCACCCUCUUCUUCUACACCAUCGCCACCAUGGCCUUCACCUUCAUGUACAAGUACUACACGCACCCCAUCGCCUGCCACUUCAACAAGGCCCUGCUGUGGAUCAACCUGGGCCUCUGCGGCCUCAUGUCCUUCAUUGCCGUCACGCCGUGCGUGAAGCAGAAGCAGCCUCGGUCGGGGCUCCUUCAAGCCUCCAUCAUCAGCUGUUACGUCAUGUACCUCACCUUCUCUGCGCUGUCCAGCCGCCCUCCGGAGAAAGUGGUUUAUCAGGGCAUGAACAUGACCGUCUGUUACCCCAGCGUGGGACAAGAUGGCAUCCAGAACGAAGGCAACGCUGUGGCCAUAAUAGGAGCCGCCAUCAUGUACUGCUGCGUCCUCUUCGCAUGUAAUGAAGCGUCCUACCUGGCUGAGAUGUUCGGUCCGUUCUGGAUGAUCAAGGUUUACCGCUACGAGUUCCAGAAAGCAACCUGCUGCUUCUGCUGCCCCGAGGAAGAGGAAGCUGAGGAGGAGUUUGUGAUUGACGACGAGAACAAAGGCUGUCAGAGCGUCAUUCACAACGAGACGCAGCGAGUGGCUUACAGCUACUUCUUCUUCCACUUUGUCUUCUUCUUGGCAUCGCUGUACGUCAUGAUGACCCUCACCAACUGGUUCAGCUACGAGUCGGCGGUGUUGGAGACCACCUUCACCCACGGCAGCUGGUCUACGUUCUGGGUGAAGAUGUCGUCCUGCUGGGCCUGUGUGAUCCUCUACCUCUGGCUGCUGCUGGGUCCUCUAUGCAGCUGUCAGUCCGAAUCCAGACCUCGACGCUCACGCAUCAAACGGCGCGCGGGAUCCUCUCGCCACGUCUCUGUCACUGUCUGACGCGGGAUAGGGCGCGAUGUGGACGACAAAUCAGGUGACUCCGAGUCCCCCCUCCUCCUCCCAGUGCAGGAGGGGUUUUCAGGACCGGAGGUCACAGGGGUCAAAGACUCACAGUGCUGUGAGAAGGACCAAUCAGAGGGCUCCGUGCCCAACAGGAUAUGAUGUCACAGACUAGACACCAUGACGUUAAACCACUAUGAGGACUCGACUGUGGUUUGGAAACACACUUACAGUAUGAAUUGCCAAAGGGAUCCGGAGGGGUGAACUCUCACUCUGUGAUUGUGGGAACUACAGUAAGUACGUGUAAAGAUGGACACAUUUAUAAACUUUACUUAAAGUAGUAUAUUCAAUUUUAUUUGCUGUAUUUAGACUUUUAAUAUCAUAACAAGGGAGGAUUCUAGGUAUUUUAUAUAAUACUGCUACAGAGACGCACAUCCCAAUCAUGUUUCUUUGUUCUCUUUCUGAUAAACAGAAGAAAGCCCCGUUAGUCCUCUUAUCGUAGACAGUUAGUCGAUGGUUUUUAUCAUGAACAAAUCUUUCUCAAAGCUGGAAACAGAACGACUGUGGCAGCUGUGUGAGUUCAAACGAAACCUCGGAGGCAAGAGAUGAUCCUUACUGACACAUUUCAGUAGCUUACAAGAACUGUUUGCAUCGCACGGUGAAAGUUGUCACAAGUAUAAUCAAAGAAAUGAACAAGAUAUUUAGGUGGAUCAUUUACGCCAGUGGUGCCCAACGAAGGUUUUCUUUUCAACCAAACACUACAACAGUCUCUGUGUGGUGGCAGGGCGUCAAAUACAGACGCUUGGGCAGUGCCCUUCCGCGUCUUGAUACUGACGCACAAGGCACCCUUUAGCAUCUGUAUAAGAUGUACCGCGCUUUCAACCAAUGCUAAUCCGCGUCAUAAUCAGACACUCAGAGCAACGGAGGAUGGGUGGUGGAUGGGUCAGGACUUUCACUCAGGGGACCGGCGUUCAUGUCCUGUGUGAAAGCAAAAGUUAAGUAAUUUUGACUGACAACAUUACGUGACGCUAGCGGUGUCAUGAUUUCGAUUCUCAAUU